GACGCCUUUUUGGGCUCGGCUCUCCGGGUUCAGCUUUGAAUUGAGUGGCCGGCUCCUCAGUUGUGGGGAAACUGCACGGGGGCGGCUGACGGUAGCUGGGCGGCUCCUGAGGGGGCAUCUAAGCCCGCUUUGCCUCUAGGAGAGAAUGCAAAAAAAGACAGCCGGCUUUCGCUCCGCUUGGCCGCAGGUGUUUUAGCCCGGCGUGGUCAAUUAUUGAGGAGCUAAUCAGCGAGAGCUGUGGGUGUCAGAUGUCCCUCGCCUGUUGACCCACGACGCAGCGCCUGCUGUGGCGAUUAUGUGACAAGCUGUCUUUUUUGGGUCGAGGUGUAGAUUUUCGACUGCCUGAGACGGUGCCUAUCUAAGUGAGGGGCUUCAUGGAUGCAAAAAUGUCUACAGAUGCUUCAAGACAAAAAGGAGUGUGGCGACAAACAAGAGCUCUUUUUUAUAAGAAUUGCCUAGUUAAAUGGAGAACCAAGAAGAGUAGUGUUCAGGAAAUACUGCUUCCACUUUUCUUUUUAUUCUGGCUAAUAUUAUUGAGCAUGAUGUACCCAAAUAAGAAAUAUGAUGAGGUGCCUGAUUCUGAUCUUUAUUCUGUGGAUCACUCUAGUAUUUCUGAAUUUGUUGUUGGCUACACACCAGUGAACAAUGUGACGAGAAAAAUCAUGCACAAAAUGUCUGCAGAAUAUUUUACAGAAGGAAUCACUACUGAAGAAUUUCUAAGUGAGCAAGAAAUGCAAGAGGCUACAUUUCGUAGUCCCCGGAACUUUGUGGGUGUAAUUUUUCAGGAUUCUAUGUCCUAUCAACUUAGAUUUCCUCCUACAAAAGUUCCUGUUUCUGCAAUUCAUGUGGAAUCAAGAGCCAGUUGUCCAAACCCUUCCAAGAUAUGUGAAGCUGAAACCUACUGGCGGUAUGGAUUUACAGCUCUCCAGAUCUGCAUUGAUGCAGCUAUUAUUCAGCUGAAGACCAAUCACUCAGUUUUAGAAGAACUGGAACAAACAAAAGCUGUCAUGAUGGGGGAAUCUGCUAUUUUGGAAAUAGAUAAUUUUCCUCGUGCCAUCAUUCUGAUUUAUUUAGUGGUUGCCUUUUCGCCUUUUGGUUAUUACUUAGCUAUCCAUAUUGUGGCAGAAAAAGAGAAGAAAUUAAAACAAUUUUUAAUGAUAAUGGGCCUUCAUGACACUGCCUUUUGGCUUUCUUGGGUCCUACUGUACACCAGUCUGAUAUUUGUCAUGUCUCUUCUUAUGUCGAUCAUUGCAACAUUCUCUUCGCUUUUCCCCAAAAGUAGCUGCGUUGUGAUAUUUCUUCUUUUUUUCCUGUAUGGAAUAUCUUCCGUUUUCUUUGCAUUCAUGUUGACUCCUCUUUUCAAAAAAUCAAAACAUGUUGGUACAGUUGAGUUUUUGUCAACCCUGGCUUUUGGUAUUGUGGGUCUGACAAUUUUCCUGGUAGAGGAUAUUCCAAAAUCCUUUGUGUGGCUGAUAAGCCCUCUCUGUCAAUGCACAUUUUUAAUUGGCGUUGCACAGGUUAUGCACUUAGAAGAUUAUGAAGGAGGAGUUAAUUUUUCAAAUUUAACUUAUGGACCUUAUCCACUAAUUAUUGCUAUACUGCUCCUGGCUCUUGACAGUGUGCUUUAUCUUCUAUUAGCCGUUUACUUGGAUCAGGUUAUUCCAGGAGAAUAUGGAUUGCGUAGAGAUUUUUUUUUCUUUCUCAAGCCCUCAUUUUGGUCAAAGAGAACAAAAAAUUACAAAGAACUGUAUGAAAGCAAUAUUAAUGGGAACUUAGAUUUCAAUGAGAUCAUUGAAGCUGUAUCAUCAGAGUUUCAAGGAAAAGAAGCUAUCAGAAUCAACUCUGUCCAGAAAUCUUUUGUUAAAAAAGGUGAAACUGUGGAGGCUUUAAAAAAUUUAUCCUUUGAUAUAUAUGAGGGUCAGAUUACAGCAUUACUUGGACAUAGUGGAACUGGCAAAACAACAUUAAUGAACAUUCUUUGUGGAUUGUGCCCACCUUCUGAUGGAUUUGCAUCAAUCUAUGGAUACAGAGUUUCUGAAAUUGAUGAAAUGCUAGAUGCCAGAAAGAUAACUGGCAUAUGUCAACAAAUAGACGUAUGUUUUGAUGUAUUAACUGUGGAAGAAAAUUUGUCAAUAGUUGCUGCAGUUAAGGGAAUACCUCCCAAUUAUGUGAUACAAGAGGUUCAAAAGAUUUUAUUGGAUUUGGAUAUGCAGCCCAUUAAAGAUAACCAAGCAAAAAAACUAAGUGGUGGACAGAAAAGAAAGCUGUCAAUCGGAAUUGCAAUUCUUGGUGAUCCAAAG
Messenger RNA from Thamnophis sirtalis, 2300 nucleotides. The record is from RefSeq and is a predicted model, not a curated record. Lineage: Eukaryota; Metazoa; Chordata; Lepidosauria; Squamata; Natricidae.